UACUGAGAGCUGGAGAUUUCCAAACUUCAUUUUUGGGGGAUCUGUAAAUGAAGUGUAAACUGGACAGAUUGGGAGCUCACUUGUGAUGGCACAGGACAUUACCAGUUUAACUGGAGAGGACUAUUUUGAGGGGAAAUCCCCCUGUUGUUCAGACACAGAUGCUUUGAGUCAAGGAGACAAAGAGUAUGAUGACAUUUUGGAGCUUAAUCAGUUUGAUGGACUGCCAUAUUCUUCCAGGUUUCACAAACUGCUGAGAGAAAGGAAAGAGCUGCCAGUGUGGAAAGCAAAGUGUGAAUUCAUGGACUCUUUGGCCAAAGGACAGUUUGUCUGUGUCAGUGGCUCUGCUAAAACUGGGAGGAGUUCUCAAAUUCCCCAGUGGUGUGCUGAAGUCUGCCUGUCAGUCCAGUUCCAGCAUGGCAUGGUGGUUUGUACCCAGAUUCACGCACAGCAGGCAGUAGAUCUCGCCUUAAGAGUGGCUGAUGAGAUGGAUGUUAACAUUGGCCAUGAAGUCGGGUACAGCAUCCCUUUGGAGACGUGUUGCACUAAUGACACAGUCCUCAGGUACUGCACAGACGACAUGCUCCUGAGAGAGAUGAUGUCAGACCCUUUGCUUGAGCGCUACGGUGUGGUAAUCGUGGACCAGGCCCACCAGAGGACCGUGGCCACUGAUGUACUCCAGGGUCUGCUAAAGGACAUCGCCCUGCAGAGGCCAGAGCUCCGUGUGGUCCUCCUCACAGCCAGUGAACCCGAACCCAAGCAGUUGGCCCACUUUACUGGGUCAGCGGCGCCUCUGAUUCGCCUAGAGAGCCCGGGUGCAGGGGAGGUGGUGUACAGCAGCACAGGCGACAGCUACUUCUGCUCUGCUCUCCGUCUGGUGCUGGAGAUCCACCACUCUGAAGAAGAAGGGGACGUGGUUGUGUUUCUAGUGACGGCACAGGAGAUAGAUCUGGCCCAUGACAUCCUGUGUCAUGAGGGACAGACCUUACCCCCUCAUCUGGGUGGGCUCCUGCCCGUUGCCGUGCACCCUGGCCAGCCUGGGAAUCUACCAGUGCUGGGAGAGGAGGAGACAGGCCGGACCCGCAGAGUAUUCCUCACAUCCAGCCCAAACGAGGACUUCUUCUGGGGUGUUAACUCAAUAAGUGUUGUCAUUGAUGCCGGGCUUGAGAAAAGAUAUGUUUACAACCCCAGGAUCAGAACAAACUCAGUCAUCAUUCAGCCAAUCAGCAAAGGUCAAGCUGAGAGUCGUAAACAGCUGGCAGGUCCAACAGGAAAGUGCUUUUGUCUGUACCCAGAGGACAGACAGCUUCCUGUUGAGACACGGCCACAUAUUGUGGAGUCUGACAUCACUUCCACCGUGCUCUUCUUGAAGAGGAUGGAGAUCGCCGGACUGCGCCACUGUGACUUCAUGGACAGGCCAGAUCCUGGAGGCCUAAUGCAGGCUUUGGAGGAGCUAGACUACCUGGCAGCUCUGGAUAAUGAUGGUAACCUGUCUGAGAUUGGCAUCAUUAUGUCUGAGUUCCCCCUGGAGCCCCAAAUGGCCAAAACUCUGCUCGCCUCCUGUGAGUUUGACUGUGUCAGCGAGGUGGUCAUCAUUGCUGCCAUGCUAACAGCACCAACUUGCUUCAUGGUUCCUCCUGUGGACCUGAAGCCAGAGGCAACCCAGAGCCACAUGAAGUUCCAGCACCCUGAGGGAGACCACUUCACCCUUAUCAAUAUCUACAAGGCCUUUAAACAGUGCCAGCAGGAUCCAUACUGUAAUGUGGAGAAGUGGUGUCUGGAUUUCUACCUGAACCACGCUGCUCUGCUAAUGGCUGACACUCUUCGUGCUGAGCUCACUGACACCCUGAAGAGGAUCGAACUGCCCAUCUCAGUGCCUGCCUUCGGUUCCCGAAGCAACACCCUCAACAUUAAGAGAGCCCUGCUGGCAGGUUUCUUCAUGCAGGUGUCGCGGGAUGUGGAUGGAUCAGGGAACUACUUCAUUCUUACCCAUAAGCAUGUGGCACAGAUCCAUCCUCUGUCUGGCUAUGGAGCCAAGAGCCCAAAACUGGCCCUGCCUGAGUGGGUGCUGUUUCAUGAGCACUCCUUCUCUGAGGACAACUGCCUCCGCACUGUAACCCACAUAACACCAGAGCAGUUCAUUCAGAUGGCACCACAGUAUUAUUUCUACAAUCUACCGCCUAGUGAGAGCAAAGACAUCCUCCAAAAUAUUUUGAACCACGGAGCUUCUCGAUACCAAGAGGAGAAACCUUCAACCUCCCAAGAGGAACCCCAGGAUGACCAGACUUAUGACCGCUGUGUCAUACAAUGACUGACACCCACUGUUCCCAGUGGUGGUGAGGAAAUAACCAGUAGGACUUACUGCACUAUAUUGCACAUAUUCACAUUGUCUGGGUAGUUGUAAAACGGAUCAUAUAAUUUAAUUUAAUCAAAUGUUUGCCACAAUAUCAUGUCCUGCACUCA
Messenger RNA from Morone saxatilis (striped sea-bass), 2460 nucleotides. RefSeq names its product DEAH (Asp-Glu-Ala-His) box polypeptide 32b (gene dhx32b). Gene Ontology annotation, cellular component: spliceosomal complex; intracellular anatomical structure. The transcript is spliced from 11 exons. The record is from RefSeq and is a predicted model, not a curated record. Gene Ontology annotation, molecular function: RNA binding. The coding region runs from base 86 to 2308 and encodes 740 amino acids. NCBI's taxonomy places the organism in Eukaryota, Metazoa, Chordata, Actinopteri, Moronidae.